CGUCAACCCCGCAUCCGCUAUCGACGUUUCUUGACCAAUGCCGAGGGUCUUGAACACGGGACAAGGUACCACCAUUCUUUUCGCUCACCUCUCCUCCUCCUCUUGAUACCACGUCGUCCGUCGGCCCGCAUCAGCAUGGAGCCGUCAAAUCACAAUCUGCCUAUAGUGGCUCUGCAGCAGCCAAGCCAUCCAUACGACGACGAUGCUCAGCGACUCGAAGACGAUCCCCUCCUCGCCUCGCUGCCCAGGGGCAGCAGCGCCUCUGGACCUUCUCGCAGGCAAUCAGGGCCGAGUGGUCAUCACUUUGGCUCUCUUGACUCUCCCCUCGGCCAAGAACGUUAUCACUAUUUCCAGCCAGCGCCAAUUGCACGCGACUCGAUCUCGUCAUCGUCAUCGUCGUCAUCAUCAUCUAUGCACCCACCUACCCUUGUACCCUCAUCUGGGCAGAGUGGCCUUCACAAUUACCACAUCAGCGCUCCUCCUGGGUUCCAGCUCGCGCCCAUCACACCGCCUGCUGGCUCGCCUGCUCUGUCGGAUCACCAAGGGCCAAUUGACAGGCGACAGAGCGAGUCACAGGGAGCAGCUACCUCUACUCCGAAUGAUACAGCACCUGCAGCACUCGGAUCAAAAGCUCCUGCCCAACCUCACCUCAAAAAGCAGCAAGCUUGCCUCACCUGCAAAAGACGAAAGACUCGCUGCGAUGCCGUCAGACCAAUCUGUGGAGCAUGCUCUCGAUCUCAAGCCAGAGCAGCUCGAGGUCAUGCCUUGACUGCAGAGGUGCCACCCGGCCCUUGCACCUACCCAGAUGACGAGUCCGCUCAGCCAGGCGGCCCCUCCUCCUCCUCAGCAGCAGCAGCAGCCGCCUCACCUCCCACUCGCCCGACAAAGAAGCAGAAGAGGACGCCCCCCUCAGACAAGAGUGGCUACGGCGUAGAUGACGACGGGCAAACUAGCGCUAGCUCCCAUUCUGGUCCCUCGCUUGCAUCGCAUGAAGAUGAAGCACCGUCCGACUCAAAGACUCAAAGGCUCGUCAUCGAGGUACAAUCAUCGUCCUCGGGCGGGCCAUCAAGGGUCCGCCGCUUCUAUUCUUCGGGCAACAGUCAUCGCUCAGAAGGACAAGACUUUAGUCAUCCAGGAAUGAAUCUCAAUAAUCUAGUCGAUCACAUGGUUGCAUCAAACCAUGGCGUCACGUCGACGGAUGGUACCGAUGCGCCAAACCAGUCCGAUGCCGAUCUCCCCCAGGUCGACCUGUUACUGCGCCAGAUUUGGCCAGAGAUCAGUCCCGAUCUCCCUACUCCUAACACGAUCAGGCAUAUGGCCGAGCUCUUCUUUGCCAAACACCCCUGUCGCCAUCUUUUCUGCAAGCCGACGAUGAUGGCUCGCUUGAUGCUUCCCCCUAAUCACCCUCUUCGCCCACACUCUUCGCUCAUACACGCAAUCCUGGCUGCCGCUGAGCCCUUUUCACCACUCCUACCCAAAAUGAGGGAGACAGACCCACGCGCAGGCCCAAACGGCUCCAUGACUGGGGGCGAUGGUCAGCCUGUCUCGGCCUCGGACCUGGAAGCCAUGGGCCGUGGCUUCGUAGGUCUCUCAAACCCCUUUGAGACGCCUCGUCCCGAGCUCGAACGUGCUGGACGUGGCAUUUCUUUUGGCGAAUUCCACCUUGGCAAGGCCCGACGCGAGGUCGAAGUCGCCCUCCUCACGCAGAAUCAACGACCUCUCGAGUGGCUACAGGCAGGCAUCCUCAUCUUUUGGUGCCUCUUCGAUCGAUGUCGCAUCAUGGAGUGUUUCUUCAUUGCCUCUUUGAUCGUCCGCUCGCUGGCGCCUGCUGGCUUCGACAAGAUGCCCAACGAUCGCAGUCACGCUUCGUGGAACCGGGCCAUCAUCGAAUUGCCCACGAGCUCCAUCAUCGAGUAUGAGCAGAGAAUCGCCCUCUGGCACGUGUACAUCAUCGACAUCUAUGGCGGAGGCCCUCCAAAAUUCUACGAGCCUUGCCUUGCCGACGAGAAGGAGCAGAUCACUACUUCGCUACCGGUGCUCAUGGACGACGUCGCCGACGAGACGCAGCUACGCCUGAGCGACCAGACGCUCAAGAGCGGCGCCGACCUCUUCCGCCGAGGUCACACCGACACAUUCUGCCUGCACGUCAAGAGCGCCUGUCUUCUCAAGAAGGCGCGUACCAUCACCAGUCGACGUGGGCCCGAGCUGCAGCGCUUGCCUCAACCGCCGCAGGAGCUCCUAGACGUCGACAGCAGCAUUCGCGACUUUUUCAAAUCAUUCCCCAAGCGUCAAGGCGUCGAUGUCGACUGGAUCGUAGCAGAGGCAAAUACUUGCGUCGCACGCAUCACACUUCAUCAGCAUUUCGUAGGCGCGGGAUUGAAUGCGCAGUCCGAGUACGGGCGCGGCCCCAUCGAAGGAGCUGCCGAGACGAUGAUGCGCACCGUCCAUCUACUCCUGGCCUCAUCUUUUGAUCUUUCGCUCCUCCACACUCAGACUUUCAUCUGCUGGCUCGUCCUCGUACGAGUUCUCGACGUCAAGGCGAGGAUGCUCAGGCGCUUCUGGCAAAAUGAGGCGGCUGCGCAGGCGACGAGCAGCAUGGAGGCUGUCAUGAUGGCUCUGAGGAAGGCGGCAGAGAAGAGUUGGAGGGCAAAGACUAGCCUGAAGAUUUGCGAAGCGGCCAUUGGGGACGAGUUGAGCGACGAUGAGUUUGCAGACCUCGUCUUCCUAUGGCAGGUCAUCCCGACGUCGUAGCACAUUCAACGCAAGGCGGAGCGGCAAUGUGAUACUCAUUGUGCCACCCUUAUCAUGCUGACGACUUCGUCUCAUCGCUACGCACAGCUGCCAUCCUGACCGCACCGAGCUCCCUGCCGAGCUCUGCCCAUCCCACAUCGUGACUGUCCUCUACCUCGCCCCACGUCUCGAUCUGUGCCUUUGUCUCGACCCAUGCAGCGUCCAUUGCCUCUGCAACGGUCAUCCUGCCGUGCAAGAGCGCCAAUGAAAGGAAGAUGCUCUUUGUCAGGUGCAGGCUCUUCUCGAGGGCGGCGAGCUCGAGGGGUGUGAGCUCGUGGAGGUGGCUCUUGAGCGCAUCCAUGAGCUUCGGCGGCUGUGAAGUUGCGAGAGUGUCAAAGGCGACGCUGGGACGAGUGCCAAAGCGUUCUUGGACCCAGUCGAGGAGCGGAUCCCAGUGUUCUGCUUGAAGGCGAACGAGAGCCUUGGGGUCGGACUCGUGGAAGCAGACGGUAUCGGUGUUG
Molecule: messenger RNA, 3251 nt
Organism: Jaminaea rosea
Lineage: Eukaryota; Fungi; Basidiomycota; Exobasidiomycetes; Microstromatales
Exons: 4
Coding region: 136-2751 (871 amino acids)
Biological process (GO): regulation of DNA-templated transcription
Cellular component (GO): nucleus
Molecular function (GO): zinc ion binding; DNA-binding transcription factor activity, RNA polymerase II-specific
Source: RefSeq, a predicted model, not a curated record